Molecule: messenger RNA, 1605 nt
Organism: Rhinocladiella mackenziei CBS 650.93
Lineage: Eukaryota; Fungi; Ascomycota; Eurotiomycetes; Chaetothyriales; Herpotrichiellaceae
Exons: 1
Coding region: 1-1605 (534 amino acids)
Biological process (GO): protein processing; GPI anchor biosynthetic process
Cellular component (GO): glycosylphosphatidylinositol-mannosyltransferase I complex; endoplasmic reticulum membrane
Molecular function (GO): mannosyltransferase activity
Source: RefSeq, a predicted model, not a curated record
AUGCGCAGACGGUCGACCUACAUCACUCACCCCAACCGUGCCGUGAACCCAGCCGAUAUUCAGGUCUACAAAAAUCAGCUCCUCCUCGGAGCACUUCAGGCCGCUCGGGAAGAGCGAUUGACUCUAGACUUCAAAGAACUGCCCCAAGACGUCGUAGAUGUCCUGCGGGAUUCUCACGAACUGCAUCUCCGCUGGGCUUCUGAACAUCCAUAUAACACCACCGCACCAUUUCUGUCGCGGACUUCUCCAGGACUUCACAUUGGAUACACCCCUUUGAAGGAAGAUCAACCCGAUCGACUAUGCAAUUUUCUCCGCAAAUUGUUCGGCCAAGCACUUCGAUGUGAAUCACCCAAGUCCACCUUCAUCACCCCCCCUUUGAUAUCCGAACGCUUUGCGCGGACUUCCUCGCUCCAAUACUAUUCUCUUCUCCCUUCGUUGAAGAGUUUGGUAGCUUACAUUCAGCGCAAUGUCUGCGCCCCAUCCGAUCUCACGUGUCUCCAUACAGCAGCUCUGCUCAACAUCGCCGACUCGGUAGACUUCGAUUAUGACAGCAUCUCUCAUGCUUUUACACUAACCGCAUUUUGGUCCAAGCAGCCGGCAGUUUCCUACGAUCCCAUUGGCGAAUUUACGACUCUCGAGGCAUGGAAUCUUGACGUCGAAUCGAAAGAAGGAGACCGGGUCGAAGUCGGCAUUCUCAGGGCAUCCACCGCGACGGACCCAUCAGAUCUUCAGCUCUCGGGUUUCCUGACCGUCGUUGGUGAAGAUGACCAUCCCAAAGCUACACUGUUUAGCUUCCCUUCUCGACAUCUCAGCCUGAAUGCGGAACAAUCAAAGGUCCAGAAAUACACGGUUUCAUUCGACCACCCUCCGGGAUUGCACCCGACUUUGAGGAUUUCAUUUCCUGCCGCUUCGUCACUCAUGGAGCCGGAGAAUAAACCUGAAGGGAGUGUUUGCGCAUUGCAGACGUAUUUAACCCUUCCAUCCCAUAUCUUCGCCGACCAAUAUGCUUUCCUGAGCAAUGAUCCUCUCUUCCAGAAAUCCCAUCAUGUUGGCCCAUUGCGAUCCAUUGCGGGCGAGACAGAUCUCGAAGCUCCAGAUUAUGUGGUCGACAAAUGGGGUUCAACGAUGUUACUGGAGAUUCGUUCUCCGAACAACAGCCGCGAGGCGGAAUUGACCGCUGCUGCUGGACCGUGGGACGUAACGAUUCCUCUACAUCUUCGUUACCUGAAGCCACAAGCUGGCGGAAUAUCGGACGUUGACAUGCCCUGGCCAAUUGUCUUUUGGGCUUGCACGGCGGAAGAAGGCACCAGAUUCCCGGUGAAUCCUUUUGACAGGACACAGCUAGGCUUUGACGGACUCUUUGGACCAAGAACAGUGUUUUAUCAUCUAGAUCCUGUUCCUAAAGGGCCCCCUACAAGCAAGUUAGUUGAGCGAAUUGCAGUCCCGGUCUUGGACACGCAGGUAUCAACCCCCCAAACUAUUGAAUGGGUAACGGUUCUCACCAUAGCACUGGGAUUCUGCUGGGUUCUACUGAAGCUGAAACCAUUGUAUUCGGCCACGCAAACUCCAGACGAAGGUGUCUCCAGCUCAAAGAAAAAGCAGUAA